This is a messenger RNA of Triticum aestivum (bread wheat), 1407 nucleotides long. RefSeq lists its product as uncharacterized. The record is from RefSeq and is a predicted model, not a curated record. Gene Ontology annotation, biological process: DNA transposition. The transcript has 3 exons. Gene Ontology annotation, molecular function: transposase activity; DNA binding. Lineage: Eukaryota; Viridiplantae; Streptophyta; Magnoliopsida; Poales; Poaceae. Bases 95 to 1186 code for a protein of 363 amino acids.
CAAUCACACAUGUCAGAAAUCUUGGGAUGCAAAGUGUUUGUCAGUUAAAUUUCUUACCGGUAAGUUCAUUGAGGAGUUCAGAGACAACCAAAAGAUGGACUUGGUGACCUUUGGUAACAAAGUUCAGAGAGAAUUCAAGGUCAGACCUCAUAAAGUCAAAUUAGGAAGGGCAAGGAGAGCUGCACUUGGUUUGAUACAUGGAGAUGAAGCAGCUCAGUAUCAACAGCUAUGGAAUUAUGGUAAAGAGCUGAGGAGGAGCAAUCCUGGCAGUACCUUCCUUGUUAGCACAACUCUUGUUAAGGAGAAUGAAAAUGAGGACCCAAAGGAUCAUUUGUCAUCGUUGUAUUGGUCAUAUGAUGCUUGCAAGAGAGGUUUCUUAAAUGGGUGUAGGCCCAUCAUUUUUAUCGAUGGAUGCCACUUGAAAAGUAGGUACAAAGGCCAGUUACUUACUGCUGUUGGCAUAGACCCAAACGACUGCAUUUAUCCCAUUGCAAUGGGAAUGGUUGAAGUAGAAUCAAAAUUCUCCUGGGAGUGGUUUCUCACUACAUUAAAGCAUGACUUGAACAUAGUGAACACCUCCCCAUUCACUAUAAUGAGUGACAAACAAAAGGGCUUAAUAAAUGCAGUUGGAAAGGUGUUUCCAGACUCAGAGCACAGAUUUUGUGUUAGACAUUUAUAUCAAAACUUUCAUAUGCAUUUCAAAGGAGAGACAUUGAGAAACCAUUUGUGGGCAAUUGCAAGAUCAACAAAUAUCACAAAGUGGAUGUUGAACAGAGAAGCAAUGAGAGAGGACUGCCCUAGUGUUGUUGCUUGGUUGGAGAAUAAACCUGAAAACCAAUGGGUGAAAGCAUUUUUCAGUGAUUUCCCCAAAUGUGACAUCCUAUUGAACAAUAUGUCAGAAGUGUACAAUAGCUACAUAUUGGAAGCAAGGGAGUUCCCUGUGAUUUCAAUGAUGGAAUGUAUAAAGGGUAAGAUUACUGCUAGACAUGAGAGCAAGCAGAGAGAGGCAAGAAACAAAUGGACUGGUAGGAUAUGCCCAAAGAUCAAGAAGAAAUUAGAGAAGGAGAUAGAACUGUCUGCAAGUUGUUUUCCUAGUCACUCUGGUUUGGGAGUAUAUUCUGUGAUAUCAAGAAACUUUACAUACCUUGUGGAUAUUCCAGCAAGGACAUGUGAUUGCAAAAGAUGACAACUUAGUGGCAUUCCUUGCAGCCACUCUAUUGCGUGCUUUAGGGAAGAGAGGAUAGAUCCAGAAGAAAUGGUUCACAAGUGCUACACAAUAGAGACAUACCUGCUAGCAUAUGGGCACAAUAUAAUGCCUAUGAGAGAUAGGGCUCACUGGGAGCAAGUUAAUGGAAUUGUCGUUCAUCCACCGAUUUACAAGAAAAAGAUGGGAAGGCCACCAAAGAA